Molecule: messenger RNA, 1481 nt
Organism: Podarcis raffonei (Aeolian wall lizard)
Lineage: Eukaryota; Metazoa; Chordata; Lepidosauria; Squamata; Lacertidae
Gene: HEMK2
Product: N-6 adenine-specific DNA methyltransferase 1
Exons: 7
Coding region: 145-723 (192 amino acids)
Biological process (GO): methylation
Cellular component (GO): eRF1 methyltransferase complex
Molecular function (GO): S-adenosylmethionine-dependent methyltransferase activity; nucleic acid binding; protein methyltransferase activity
Source: RefSeq, a predicted model, not a curated record
GCACGUGGGGCCGCAGGGCCCCUUCAGCGAGGUCUACGAACCCGCCGAAGACACUUUCCUGCUGCUGGACGCUCUGGAGAGGGACGCGGAGGAGCUGAGGAGCGGCAGCUGGCACAAUCUUGAAGCUGGACAAAUAGGAUCAGGAUGUGCUUCCCACCACGAGAAGCAAGGCAGUUGCGAUCUCAUCUUUGGGAACCUGCACAUGUUUAUUACAUUGAGAUCUGCCUUGAAGUAGGAUCUGGAUCUGGAGUAGUUUCAACAUUUUUGGCUUCAAUUGCUGGACCCAAAGCGUUAUACUUGUGUACCGAUAUCAACCCUCUGGCAGGUCUGUGCACUGUGGAAACAGCCAUACAUAAUAAUGUUGACAUUCAGCCCAUAAUUACUGAUCUGGUAACAGCAUUGUUGCCACGAUUGCAUGGGAAAGUGGAUGUACUGCUAUUUAACCCACCUUAUGUAGUAACCCCUUCUGCUGAGAUUCACAGUCAUGGAAUAGAGGCAGCAUGGGCUGGAGGUAAAAAUGGCAGAGAAGUUAUGGACAGGCUCUUUCCACUGGUGUCAGACUUGCUUUCAGCUAGAGGAUUAUUUUACUUAGUUGCAAUUAAAGAAAAUGACCCAGAUGAAAUUAUCAAAAUAUUGCAAAAAUGUGGCUUAAAAGGUACCAGAGUACUUUCCAGACAAGCAGGAAGAGAAAAUCUCUCGGUACUUAAAUUUUGCAAGUCCUGAAGACUACCUGUUAAACAAAAUCUACUCUGGAAUAAAGGUUGCACAAAAGACAAUAAUACUUGAUCCUGUAUUAUUAUUUUUCUCACAACGAAGACAGAAGUUCUUUUGAUCAGGACCGAAUUUCUUGAACAGAAAUAUUGGAGGGUAUGGUGUGCAUGUCCACAGUGCACGUACGCCAUGGAAGGCGAGGGGGCUCCAUGUCCUCUUUUUUUGCUCUUCAAAAUAUCGCACCCCUAGUAUACACAGCAUUGCACUGGUGGUGUUCUAGUCUCUGGAAAUUGAAUUAACCAAAGCACAGAAGCUGAGGCUUUACAUACCAUCAGUUUUUGCCUGAGAUGUCAGAAUGCCUUGCUUUAAUAUAUAUAGUAAUAAUAAAUAAUUAUUAAUAUAAAAGCCAUAUACAAUUUGUAUGAUACCCUGAUCAAACAACUUAAGAUUUUUAUUUGUAAAUAAAGCUAAAAUUAGCAUUUCACAGCUAAAUCCAACUGUGUCUGUUGAUUUUCUUUGAGAAGUUAAUUGAAGCAGAGAAGUCAUUUCAGAAGAAGGUCUCCCGACAAAGCGGACAGGUGGAUUUGUUACUAGAUGUAAACCAUUUGUACUGAAAGAAUUAAAAAAAAGAGUAUUAAAAGCAGAUUUGACAUACAUUUUACGUUAAAUGUAAGGUUGCUAGAUGAACAGGUUUUAUUUAUGUCUUAAAUAGUUGAGUAACUAUCACAUGUGUGACUUCUGUGAAAAUUAAAAUGAAAGCCAUUUCUGAA